Messenger RNA from Laetiporus sulphureus 93-53, 333 nucleotides. RefSeq names its product fungal hydrophobin. The coding region runs from base 1 to 333 and encodes 110 amino acids. NCBI's taxonomy places the organism in Eukaryota, Fungi, Basidiomycota, Agaricomycetes, Polyporales, Laetiporaceae. Gene Ontology annotation, cellular component: fungal-type cell wall. The transcript has 3 exons. The record is from RefSeq and is a predicted model, not a curated record. Gene Ontology annotation, molecular function: structural constituent of cell wall.
AUGCAUUCCAAGCUGAACCUCGCCAUCAUCUCUGCCGCCAUGCUCAUCGCUGUGCGUGCCGCCGCCACCGCUCCGCGCUCACCGCCUUCCAGCUUCGGCGGACAGUGCAAUACGGGUUCACUCCAGUGUUGCAACGCCGUCGGCAACGCGUCUGACCCGAGUAUUGUCAGCUUGGUGGGUGAUCUUCUAGAUGGCGUGUCAGGCCUCGUCGGUAUCGGCUGUAGCCCCGUCGUUGGCGGGGAUACUUGCACGAACACCCCCGUGUGCUGCGAAAACGACAUCUUCGCCGGCUUGAUCAACAUCGGCUGCGUGGCCGUCAACACCAAUCUCUAG